AGGAAGUUUGGAGCUCAGCCGUUUCGAUCGUUUGCCUAUGUCAUUCUUCCUCCAUCGUCAUCGUCCCCAAAAGCUACACACACAGAGAGGGAGAGAGCUUCAGAAAUGGCAGCUUUCAGAGCCUUCAGGAAACGAAUCGUUCCUUCCUUCAAGUCACGAAUUUUCGCUUCAUCCUUCAAUUCAAGAUCCAUUAGCACAUUGGUUUUAGCCGAACAUGAAGGUGGUAAUAUCAAACCCCAAUCAGUCAGCGCAGUGAAGGCUGCAAGUUCUUUGAGCGACGAAAACUCGAUUUCGUUGUUAUUAGCAGGCUCCGGCCCUGCCCUCCAUGAAGCGGCUGCGAAUGCUGCUUCGUGUGACCCGUCAGUUUCUCAGGUGCUUGUGGCUGAUUCUGAGAAAUUUAGUCAUCAUCUAGCAGAACCUUGGGCUAGACUGAUCCAUUUGGUUCAGCAGAAAGGCGGGUACUCACAUGUAAUCACUGCUUCGGGUUCAUUUGGGAAGAACAUACUGCCACGGGCUGCUGCGCUUUUAGAUGUUUCUCCAAUCACGGAUGUGAUUGAAAUUUCUGAUUCUCAUCUAUUUGUCAGGCCAAUAUAUGCCGGAAAUGCCCUUUGUACUGUUCGAUACACUGGUGCUGGCCCUUGUCUGCUGAGUAUUAGGUCAACAUCUUUUCCAGUGUCCCCCAUCUGGGCUGAUUCGAAAUCAAAUGAAGCUCCUAUCUCCCAGGUUGACCUCUCCACCUUUGGUGAAGAUUCUGUUGGUAAAUCUCGAUAUGUAAAGCACACAUCACAGGAUACAGAACGGCCUGAUCUUGGGAAUGCUCGUGUUGUGGUUACUGGGGGCCGUGCGUUGAAAAGUGCUGAAAACUUCAAAAUGAUAGAAAAACUUGCUGAGAAACUUGGUGCAGCUGUUGGAGCUACCCGUGCUGCUGUUGAUGCAGGAUAUGUUCCUAAUGAGCUGCAGGUUGGCCAAACUGGAAAGAUAGUUGCCCCGGAGUUGUACCUGGCUUUUGGUGUUUCAGGAGCCAUUCAACAUUUAGCAGGCAUGAGAGAUUCCAAGUACAUUGUUGCUGUGAACAAAGAUGCAGAUGCCCCAAUAUUUCAGGUUGCUGACUAUGGACUCGUAGGCGAUAUAUUUGAAGUUAUUCCGGAGUUGCUGGAGAAGCUUCCUGAGAAAAAAUAAACCCGAAACCUGCUCGUUUCAAGGAUCCAAAAGGUGCUGCAAAAUAGCUGAACAAUUGAAUAAUUGUAACAAUAUUCAAAACUGAUGGUCUAAAUUUGAAUAACACCAAAUUGAUAAUUCUUUUGGUGAAUACUCUUCUUCUUUUUUGUGACCAAAAGAGUUACUUAUUGGAAAGAAAAAAAAAAAGAGGCCAAAGGCGCCUGUGGAUUUCCCAUCUCAA
Molecule: messenger RNA, 1399 nt
Organism: Pyrus x bretschneideri (Chinese white pear)
Lineage: Eukaryota; Viridiplantae; Streptophyta; Magnoliopsida; Rosales; Rosaceae
Product: electron transfer flavoprotein subunit alpha, mitochondrial
Exons: 8
Coding region: 106-1179 (357 amino acids)
Cellular component (GO): mitochondrion
Molecular function (GO): electron transfer activity; flavin adenine dinucleotide binding
Source: RefSeq, a predicted model, not a curated record